CGCACUUGAACACCCAUCAUCAUCAUUGAUUUCGUUUCGCUCAUAACCUCGAAAGUGAAUCUUCGUUGCGAGCGUGAUUUUGACACUCUGACGAUGUCCAAAAGCAUCAAGCGGCUAAAAGCCGUGAAAAAAGUCGCCGAGAAGGUGAUGCAUACAACUCCCUUAAAACUUCACGUACGGGCAGGCAUGGCAAUGCCCGGUCCUCCACUGGGACCCCAGUUAGGUCAGCGCGGUAUCAACAUCGCCCACUUUUGCAAGGACUUCAAUGAAAGGACAAAGGACAUCAAGGAAGGCAUUCCGAUCCCUUGCAAGAUCUCAAUCAACCCUGACCGUAGUUACGUGCUGGACAUGCUCAAUCCUCCGAUCCCUUAUUACGUUAUGCAAGCGGCCGGCAUAACUCGUGGAGCGACACACCAUAACCAAGAGACAGCGGGAAUGAUUUCUGUUAAACAUCUUUACGAGAUAGCGAAAAUAAAAAGUCAGGAUUCCAUUUACGAUUGCGUGCCGAUACAAGACAUCUGCAAAAUAGUCAUGAAGUACGCCAAUUUGUGCGGCAUCAAGGUAGUGAAGCAUUUGAAUGCCGAAGAGUACAGCAAAUUCCGGGAAGAGAGACAACUUGUGGUCGAACAACAGUUGGCGCAACUGGAGGAGAAACGGCAGGCGAAGUUACUGCGGACAGUUGCGUAAUGAACUACUGUCGAUGUUGAGCAAUUGAGUGUAUAGUUAAAAAUAAAUACAUUUUCACACCCUGCA
Molecule: messenger RNA, 753 nt
Organism: Ornithodoros turicata
Lineage: Eukaryota; Metazoa; Arthropoda; Arachnida; Ixodida; Argasidae
Gene: mRpL11
Product: large ribosomal subunit protein uL11m-like
Exons: 1
Coding region: 94-687 (197 amino acids)
Biological process (GO): translation
Cellular component (GO): mitochondrial large ribosomal subunit; ribosome
Molecular function (GO): structural constituent of ribosome; large ribosomal subunit rRNA binding
Source: RefSeq, a predicted model, not a curated record